AUGUCCCGCUCUUUCUAUGUCGACUCCUUAAUCAUCAAGGACUCGUCGAGGGCGGCUCCGUCGCUGCCCGAGCACCACCACCACCACCACCACCACCACGGCCAGGACUUCUUCCUCCCGCUCGGCAUGCCGGCUCCCCUCGUCAUGUCCGUGUCGGGCCCGGGCUGCGCGGCCCGCAAGAGCGGCGCGUUCUGCGUGUGCCCGCUCUGUGUCACCUCGCACCUGCACAGCUCCCGCGGCGGCGGCGGCGGCGGCGGCGGGGCCGUGCCCCUGCUCAAGAGCCAGUUCCCGGGCGGCGGCGAGGCGCAGUGCUGCCCGCGGGCGGGCCCCGCGCCCGCCGCCGCCCUGGGCCCCGGCGCGCACCACGCGCCCGCCUGCGCCGCCGCCUACGGCGUGAGCGACCCGCGCAGGUUCCACUGCCUCGCCAUGGGAGGGUCCGAUUCCAGCCAAAUGCAGAACGGGAAGAGGAUGAGGACGGCUUUCACCAGCACCCAGCUCUUGGAGCUGGAGCGGGAGUUCUCCUCCAACAUGUACCUGUCCCGUCUGCGCAGGAUCGAGAUAGCCACCUACCUGAACCUGUCCGAGAAGCAGGUGAAGAUCUGGUUCCAGAACCGCCGGGUGAAGCACAAGAAGGAGGGCAAGGGCACCCAGCGCAACCCGCACGGCACCUGCAAGUGCAGCACGAGCCAGGGGCACUUUCCCAGGUCGGAGGACGAGGAGUCUCUGUCCCCUGCAUCGGCGACCGAGGAGAAGGAGAUUUCGCUGCUAUAG
Messenger RNA from Nothoprocta perdicaria, 771 nucleotides. RefSeq names its product GS homeobox 2 (gene GSX2). Gene Ontology annotation, cellular component: nucleus. The transcript is spliced from 2 exons. Lineage: Eukaryota; Metazoa; Chordata; Aves; Tinamiformes; Tinamidae. Gene Ontology annotation, molecular function: DNA-binding transcription factor activity, RNA polymerase II-specific; sequence-specific double-stranded DNA binding. Gene Ontology annotation, biological process: regulation of DNA-templated transcription. Bases 1 to 771 code for a protein of 256 amino acids. The record is from RefSeq and is a predicted model, not a curated record.